CUUAACAAUCACCGAGGCUGCUAUCAAUCCUCAAGCUCCACUCUUCUCCAGGUUGCAGCUUCACAGGCCGGUCAAUGCUGCUUCUGCACACAUCGCGAUCAUCAUGGCGGUCCUUACCAAGAAGGUGAGCGCACCUGAGUUGAAGAAGAGCGAGGAUGUGAAGAAGUCGCUGAUACAUUAUCCCUUCUGGUUUGGUGGGAGCGCAAGUUGUUUUGCGACCCUCUUCACACAUCCUCUGGAUCUGGUGAAAGUCCGGUUACAAACACAAGCCGCGCAUGGCGUACGGUUGAACAUGGUGCAAAUGUUCGGCAAUGUCGUGAAGAGUGACGGGGUUCUGGCAUUGUACAAGGGUUUAUCUGCUGCGCAGCUCCGCCAACUAACAUACAGCAUGACCCGUUUUGGCGUCUACGAAACCCUCAAAGACCGCAUGACCACUGCCGACACGAAACCCUCUUUCCUCACACUCGUAGGUAUGGCCUCGGUAUCUGGCUUCCUCGGUGGCUUUGCUGGAAACCCCGGAGACAUACUUAACGUACGGAUGCAACACGAUGCAGCGCUACCAAUAGAGAAACGGCGGAAUUACAAGCAUGCGAUUGAUGGAGUAAUACGCAUGUCGCGGGAAGAAGGCGUAGCAAGCCUAUGGAAAGGCGUGUGGCCAAAUUCGUCGAGAGCAGUUUUGAUGACUGUUGGGCAAUUGGCAACGUACGAUGGCUUCAAGCGCGUGCUGUUGGAUUACACACCGCUGGUGGAUAACCUCACGACACACUUUACGGCCUCCUUCCUGGCAGGCUUUGUAGCCACAACCAUAUGCUCGCCGGUAGACGUAAUCAAAACACGCGUCAUGAGCUCCCAUGAUAGCAAGGGCCUCGUCAAGCACGUAUCAGAGAUUAUGAAAGCAGAAGGCUUCCGCUGGAUGUUCAAGGGCUGGGUACCGAGCUUCAUCCGCGUCGGCCCGCAUACCGUCCUUACGUUCCUAUUUCUCGAACAGCACAAGAAAAUCUAUAGAAAGCUGAAGAGCUUGGAAUAAAGGGUGAAAAUACAUACUAUGACUGGUAAAAGCAUGCGUUUGGUUGUCGAUAUUUGAGUCUUUACUUGAUACCAUCUGGGCGGCGUUUGUUGCUUAUUGGGUUGUGGUGCAUGUAUACAUUUCGCAGCCAAGGCGUUGAGGCAAGCCUUGCCCGUACAUAGACAUAGCAGACGUGCACAUAUCACAGAAUCUAUACACCAUUGC
This is a messenger RNA of Cucurbitaria berberidis CBS 394.84, 1231 nucleotides long. RefSeq names its product mitochondrial carrier. NCBI's taxonomy places the organism in Eukaryota, Fungi, Ascomycota, Dothideomycetes, Pleosporales, Cucurbitariaceae. Gene Ontology annotation, molecular function: succinate transmembrane transporter activity; malate transmembrane transporter activity; oxaloacetate transmembrane transporter activity. Gene Ontology annotation, cellular component: mitochondrial membrane. The coding region runs from base 104 to 1027 and encodes 307 amino acids. The transcript is spliced from 4 exons. Gene Ontology annotation, biological process: oxaloacetate transport; succinate transmembrane transport; malate transmembrane transport. The record is from RefSeq and is a predicted model, not a curated record.